UAUUUUAUAAGUAUUUUUUUAAUUGUGAUUUAAAUUCAUAUUAUUGUUUAAUUAUUUUUAUAUUGUUAAAAAUGUAUACCCGCUGGUAUAUAAAGCGUUAUGUGAUAUAUUUAUAUAUAUAUGCAUACAUAUGUGUGUAAUACAAUAAUCUAAAAUAUUUUUAAUGUUAUGUAUUUACGAUAAAAAAUGUCAAUAGAAUUAAAAAAAAAUAAAGAAGAAUCUCAAUUUUUUUCUAUUAAAACCAAAACAGCAUGGCAGAAUUCAAACAAAAACUAAAGAAUCUCUUAGAUGCUAAGACUGCUGUGAAGGUUCCACUAAUAGGAUCACAAGACUUUUGGGACAUUCCUGAAAGAAAAAGUGACUCACUUUUAUUAAAAGCAGUAAAUAAUGAAAAUUUUGUCGAAAAGUGUGAUGCUGAACUUGUAUCAAAUAUAGAUCAAGUAUAUUUUAACAGUUCUGACUUCGAUUUUACUAAAUUUGAACUAGAAAAAUUACCAAGAAUCCUUGAUAAAAAAUUGAUUGCCAAUGAUAUAAAAAAACUAAGGGUACAACAUGAAAUUGUUGAGAAACAACUGCUACAAUUAAUUCUUGAAAAUCAAGCUGCGUGUGAUGAUGAAUUAGACAAAAUUGGCAUGUUACAAAAUAAUUUAAAAUCUAGUCUAGAAAACUGUGAACAUGCUAAGAAUCGCUUAAAACUAGCUAAAAGACAAAUCACUACAGCUGGUUUGGGCCUUUUGGGUAAUUGCAGAAAAAAAUCUUUAAUCCUCGAUUUAUUAAAUUCUUUAAAUAGUAUCAAAAUGCUGUUACAAACUGAAAAAAAACUUGAAGAAUUAGUUUCUCAAGCUAAUUAUGCCAAAGGAAUAGCAUUACUUUUAGAAUGCACACAAGGUGCUUCUGCUUUUAAACAAUUUACUUGCAUUGCUGCGUUAUCUAUUAAACUCCAAGAUGCAUUAAUUAUGACCGAAGAGCAAUUAGACAUUGUCUUAUCAAAUAUGUGUUUCAAUUUUGAUAAUGAAAAGUAUUCAGCUGUUCAAGAAGCUUAUAGGCGCCUGGGUAAAACAAGAAUUGCUAUUGACCAAUUGCAUAUGCAUUAUACAUCAGCAGUCCAUAGUGCUUCGUUUGAUACAAUAAAUUUAUUUGUGAAUGCAGAUAAGGUGGAAAACAAUAAAAAUUCAUUUGCCCUUUUGUGUCAGUGUGUUCCUGAUGAACAGUUAAUUCCGUGUCUUAUUGCAUUGAGUAAAAUAUUUUGGAAUAUUUUACAAAGCUAUAAGAAAGCGGCAGAUUGGCAUAGAGAAUUUAAAGAUAUUAGUACAGAUAUUGAAGAUGAUAUUGAAGAAUGUGUUAAUCAAGAAUAUAUAAGUAAAAAAUUUGAAAUAGGUCCAACACGAUUAUGGGGUGACAUCAUUACUAAAAUAUCUAAUUUAGUAUUCAAUUCCAAUAUGACAAAAUUCAAAUUUGACGACUUUCUUCAAGUGUUGUCUAUAUUAAACAAGCAUAUAAAAAUUGGUGAAGAAUUUUGCAAUAGUAAAUCAGAACAAUUACAAAAUGAUACCAAAAAGUCUUGUAUCAGUUAUUUUCAUACCUAUCAUAAAAAUUGUCUGGAUGAGCUAACAAUAUUUUUUGAAAAUGAAAGUUGGACUCCUUGUCCAGUAAAACGUGAAUUUAAGUUAUUUCAACUACAAGAAUUUAGAACAAUUAAAAAUCAUAUCCAAAAAAGUGAUUCAUCUCGUCUAAGUCAUAGUAGAAAUUCGUCUAUGGACAGUAGCUCUAUUAGUACAUGUGAAUAUUUUCAUUUCUCAUCAGAAAAAUCACCAUUUGAUACUGAUUUAAAUUCUACAUAUUGUGAAGAUAUAUUGGAUACAGAAAUGGAUGGAAAUAGUGUUUGUAGUGAUGAUACUAAUAACAGCUAUGAAGACACAGAUAAUUAUAAUAUAACAGCAGAUAACUAUGAAAAACCACCUUUGCUUACAAAUACAACAUUAACAGUGAUGAGACAUUGUGGAAAGUACUUAAAAAUAUGUAAUAUAUUAAAAUCAAUAUCAGAAGAUGUAGUCACUUGCUUAUGUCAACUGUUUGAAUAUUAUUUGUAUUCUGUCCAUUUGUUAUUUACAUCAGACAUGUUGCCUCAAAUAUGUAGUGGUGUAAAUAGUGUAAAGCUUCAAUCAGUAAUAACAAGAAUAUGCAACACUCUGAUUCAAUGUAAUUCUGAAAAUCAAGAUCCAUUUAUCCGUGAACCUGUAGCACUUCACGUGUUAAGUCUAUCAGAUGCAAAUAAUUUAUAUAGUGUUUCUGAACGAAUUGUUGCUGUAGAAUCAUUAAUGUUUUUAGGAGAGCAAUACAAGCUAUUACAUACUUAUUUAAAUACAUUAUUAACAUCGGAUACCAGCAGUUAUUCACUGCAGCAAUUUUAUAAUCAAACUGUAGCAGUAGCUGUAGAUUUACGAAAGCCAGUAUAUGGUCGUGUGGUGUGUAAAUCUAUUGAUUAUAAUCAAGUACUUAGCAUGAUGACCAAAGUCAAUUGGGAGGUAAAAGAUAUCAUGUGUGAACACAGCAAAUAUGUUGAUUAUUUCCUCCAAGAAUUACGAGUAUUUUUUAAAACUCUUAAAACAUCAACAUCAAAUAUUUACUUAAAUGAGCAGGUAUUACAUUCUAUUUGGGAAGCUAUAGCUGUUCUAGUGUCGUCUGUUUUUAUCGAAGGAUUUUCAUUAGCCAAAAAAUGUUCAAAUGCUGGUCGAGCAUUAAUGCAACUUGAUUUCACGCAGUUCAUGUCACAAAUAAACUCAAUUUGCCCUAUCAAUCCAUUACCGCAUAAAGAACUAGUUGAAGUGUAUAUCAAGGCUUAUUAUUUACCUGAAACAUCAUUGGAGACAUGGACAAGAGAUCAUCAGGAAUACACACAUAAACAACUAUUAGCUGUUAUAAACUGUGUGUGUCAAAACAAUAAACGGUUACGACAAAAGCUGACAAAUUUAUUAGAAGAAUCUCAACAAAGAUAAUCUCAUUUUCAUUACUAAAUAGUAAUACAGAAGAAAAGCUUAUGCUCGUAAGCAUUCAACAAAUGCUCAAUAACUAUGAGGUGGAUUUCAAGAAAAAUGAUCUGACAAUGACCUACUAAUCUACUUAAUUUUUAAUAGGAACCAAGCUGAUAAAUUUACUAUUUAGUAACAUUUUGUUAAGAUUGAUGAGAGAUAUUGUCAAUGCUGGCUUAUAUUUUUAAAAACUUCUCUUACCCCUUUUGAUAACUCAUACAAGUUAACAAUAGAUACAAUACGUUUUUAGCAUUUCAUUGUUACUAAUCUAGGAAUAUCUAUCAAGAUUUAUAAAUACAUAUUAUAAUUCUAAAAUAUGUAUAAUCCUCAAUGUGAUUUUUGGUACCUAUAACUUAUACCUAAGCAUAUAUUCAUAAUUACUAAUCUAUGGGGAAUGGGGAUUAGAAGUUACUUCUAAUUUAAAUCCUUUAUUAUUAUCCAAUUAUAAAUAUUAGACCUAUAAGUUAACAAUAACUGAAAUUAACAAUCUACUACAAAACAUUGAUUUUUCUAAUCAAUUUUUUACUUUUAAAAACUAGUAUAUAGAGAAAUAAUAAUUUGAUAUGGAUUAUUUCUUUAAUUCUA
Rhopalosiphum padi (bird cherry-oat aphid) is the source of this 3614-nucleotide messenger RNA. RefSeq names its product syndetin (gene Vps50). The coding region runs from base 252 to 2996 and encodes 914 amino acids. Gene Ontology annotation, cellular component: EARP complex. Gene Ontology annotation, biological process: endocytic recycling; retrograde transport, endosome to Golgi. The record is from RefSeq and is a predicted model, not a curated record. The transcript is spliced from 18 exons. Gene Ontology annotation, molecular function: SNARE binding. Lineage: Eukaryota; Metazoa; Arthropoda; Insecta; Hemiptera; Aphididae.